AUGGAGUCCGAAACGACGAAUCCCGCACGUUUGGCGGGAAGCGCGAAGGGCAAAUUUUCCGUGAUACUGGUACUGCGGACGAUGUUCCACGGGUUCAACUGUGUGUUAUUUUCCGUGGUGGGAAUGUGGGGUAUCGUUAUGUGCUACACGAUCGACGCGACACAGGCGAUGGAUCCGAUUUUGAGCGAUCUGAAAUAUUUGGCGCCAUUCUUCCUGACCAACUGGAAUUUCCUUAGUCAUCUUGGACAGAUGAUGCUGAAGUCUUGGGAAUUAUGUGUGCCU
Molecule: messenger RNA, 282 nt
Organism: Iphiclides podalirius (scarce swallowtail)
Lineage: Eukaryota; Metazoa; Arthropoda; Insecta; Lepidoptera; Papilionidae
Source: the annotation of a GenBank genome assembly